Lycium ferocissimum is the source of this 3029-nucleotide messenger RNA. RefSeq lists its product as uncharacterized. Gene Ontology annotation, molecular function: transmembrane transporter activity. Gene Ontology annotation, cellular component: membrane. NCBI's taxonomy places the organism in Eukaryota, Viridiplantae, Streptophyta, Magnoliopsida, Solanales, Solanaceae. Gene Ontology annotation, biological process: transmembrane transport. The record is from RefSeq and is a predicted model, not a curated record.
ACUCAUGAAGAAUCUUCGAAAUUCAAAAGCAUAUUUGAAACGUUACUAUGAAAUUGAUAUAAAAUUGUCGACUGACAUAGGUUACAUAUACUACCAAAUUUCAACAAUUCACAAACCAAUCCAACAUCCCUUCUUCCUAGCAAGCGGCAAUUUUUGUCACGAUCAACCGUGACUAAUCAAUUUCAUCAUAUCAUCUACCAUUUAAUCCAUUCUUCCAUUUAACACUAUUUCACAAUUGGGGUUUAUCCAAAAAUCUUAAAGAAAAACCCCACAAUUUUCUUCUAAAUUAGCAAAUAAAAAUGAAGGCAGAAACAGUAACAUUGGCACUAGUAAACUUAACAGGAAUAAUAGAAAGGGCAGACGAGUCUUUAUUACCAGGUGUGUAUAAGGAAGUUGGAUUAGCACUCCAUGCUGAUCCAACAAGAUUGGGCUCACUCACUCUUUUCCGAUCAAUGGUCCAGUCACUUUGCUACCCAGCUGCAGCUUACCUUGUUGCUCGCCAUAACAGGGCACGCGUGAUUGCUUAUGGUGCUUUUAUUUGGGCUGUUGCCACUUUUCUUGUUGCUUUCUCCUCUACCUUCUCUCAGGUGGCAGUAUCGAGAGCUUUAAAUGGGAUAGGCCUUGCCAUAGUUGCGCCUGCUAUUCAAUCUCUUGUAGCUGACUCGACUGAUGAUGACAAACGUGGGAUAGCAUUCGGAUGGCUACAGCUUACUAGCAAUAUUGGUUCGACAAUUGGUGGAUUGUUUUCCUUAAUGAUAGCAACCAUUACUUUUUUGGGAAUUCCGGGCUGGAGGCUCGCGUUUCAUCUCGUUGGUAUCGUCAGUGUUAUCAUUGGUAUUUUGGUUCGCUUAUUUGCUAAUGAUCCUCACUUCCCAGAUGGCCGUCUGAAGAAUGAAGGUCAUGGUAAUUCCUUCAAGUCGGAAGUGCAAGGUCUCGUACAAGAAGCAAAAUCGGUCAUAAAGAUUCGAUCUUUUCAGAUUAUUGUAGCUCAGGGUGUUACUGGUUCUUUCCCUUUGUCAGCUUUGUCCUUUGCCCCAAUGUGGUUGGAGCUUACUGGACUUUCUCAUGAGAAGACUGCUAUUCUUAUUAGCUUGUUUGUGGUAGGUGGUUCAAUUGGAGGACUCUUUGGAGGAAGGAUGGGUGACAUGUUAUCCAAGCGUCUACCUAAUUGUGGGAGGAUAAUUCUAGCUCAAAUAAGCUCAGCAUCAGCAAUCCCCCUAUGCGAUCCUUCUGCAGCAUUCGUGCAUGGACUGGUCCUGUUUAUUACAGGGUUCUACAUAUCUUGGAAUGCUCCAGCUACAAACAAGUAAUGAUCUUCUUACAAGACUUCUAUUGUCCAUUUCUCUGCUGUUAGGGUGUGUUUGGAAUGUCCAGAAAAUAUUUUUCCAUGUUUGGUUGGUCAAAAUGUUUUGGGAAACAUUUUUUCUAGGAAAGCAAGUUCCUUAAAAAUGAAGAAAAUGAUUUUCCUAAUGAAAGUAGGCAAGUGCUAUAAUUUCAAAUUUCUUUGUCUCCUCCCUACCCACACAACGCCCCCAACCCCCACUCCCGAACAACCACUCCCCACCCCAUCCCAACCCCAUAGUGUUUUGCUAGAUUACAUAUAAAUGUUCAUGGGAUAAUAUAUUUUUGUUUACUUACCAACAGUAAAAAAAAUAAGUAAGAAACCCACUUGUUUUUUAAGAAAACAUUUUCCUUCAUACCAAACACCCUAGUGUUCGUUAGUUAGCUACUCAAAAUGUUUUGAUUGGAAUGGUGGAAGAAGGGAUUUUGGUCAAUGAGGAUAGUCAGAUCAUUAUCUAAGUAAGGCCUAAAGGAAACACAUUACUAAUAGGAGUUCAACGAUUGUUCCAUGAAGUUGUAGAGUAGUAUAUUACUGUGUUGCCAAAUUUAAAAGAAAUAUAACCAUUUUGAUUUAACUUAUGAGUACAUCCAUGGUCACGAAAAGGUGAUGAUCGAGAAGGUCCUUCCUUAAGAAAGUUUGAUUUCAACUUUCAUUGUGCAUUGUCAGUGUUGAAUGUCUUGAUUGCAUAUUAUGCUGAAGUGCCAACACUCUAAUUUUUGCAAAGAUAGUGCCUGAGAAGUCAAGAACCAGUAUAUAUGCUCUGGACCGAUUAUUUGAAUCUGUAUUGUCGUCUUUUGCUCCUCCUGUUGUUGGGCUACUGGCUCAGAAUGUUUAUGGUUAUAAACCAGUUCCUGAAGGUACUGAAAGUAUUGCUACAGAUAGAGGAAAUGCUAAAGCUUUGGCGCAAGCGUUGUUCACUUCCAUAGGAACUCCAAUGGCAUUAUGAUGUGUUAUUUACUCUUUUCUCUAUUGCACCUAUCCAAGAGAUAAAGAGCGGGCUCAAAUGGAAGCACUGAUAGAAUCUGAGAUGCAAAUCAUUGGCAUGGAUACAUUUCCGGCUACUCAAGAAUAUUCACAAGUCAAGUCGUUUGAACCCUAAGAGCACCUUGAAGACAGAAUCAUUGUUGAAAUGGAUUAUGGGGAAGAUGGACUUGACUUUGAUGAUGAUGAUGAUGAGAAGACAUUAGUCCACCACCACUCGACAUUUUCUGAACUGGAUCUAUAGUAGUCAUUGUACCAAGAUAGAUUUCUAUUUACAUGGAUGAUCACAUGGCUACACAUCGAAAUACGAAUUUAUAUCAGUCGAUCAGUAGUUUAGGGAGCAGUUUAGGGUUUUGGCCAUCAUUGAAAGUUAUCAUAAGGAUCAAUAGUUGUAGAGCACCUUAGAUUUCCCUUUCAUUCUUUCAAGCUUCGUAAUCCAUGCCUUUUGGUUACAUGUAACAUCUUUUGGAGUAUCUUCCCUCUUUGUGGUCCUUUUUUAUUGUGCAUCUGUAUGGGUUCUUGAGAAUGGAAGUCUGAAGGUUAGUUUGAUAUUAGAUCACCUCUUAGAAAACAUACUGUAUAGGGAGUAUUAUUAUAUCCUCUUGUAUAUCUGUACAUCUCCAAAUCUGGAAUGCUGUGAACCUCAUGCAUUCUUUCAUAGUUAACUUCUUAUCUAAAUAUUAUGUGAAAUCCCUUGUUCCAGAAA